CGCGUGGCCUUUUUGAUGGCAGAAUUGACAACACCACAAAGCUAUUGUUGUACAAUCUUGAAUUAUUUUAAAGUACACUUUAAUUCAUAGUAGAGUAUUGGAUUAGUGUAGACUCUACGUGCUCUGUUACACCAUUCGUUAGGAUGUCAAACAUAAGAGAGGAACUUAUUUCAAAUGCCGUCCAAUUUCUUCGACAACAGGACGUCUUGUCAAAACCUCUUGAGAAAAAGAUUGAGUUUCUUCGUGGGAAAGGACUUUCCAAUGAAGAAAUUGAACAGUCUAUUCAACUAGCUCGAAAUGUCAUUUCUGGACUUGAUACUCCAACAACGAGUCGUCCAUGGGAUUGGAGAGAUUGGUUCAUUAUGGGUGUCCUUGGCUCAGGAUUCGCGUGGUCUGCGUACACGCUGGUUAAGAAAUAUGUCAUGCCCAUGGUACAGCCUCCCACUCGUUCUCAGUACGAGAUUGAUAAAGAGGAAUUAGAACUGAAAUAUGAGUCGACUCAAUCUUCUCUUCAUGCACUCGGUAACGAUACCAAAAAGGUUUUAGAAGAGACGGAACGCCAACAAGAAGUUCUUGAUUUGGCGCUGGAUGAUCUGGAAGACACUUUGAAACAGCUCAAACAAAACGAUGAUGACCGUGACCGAGACAUGGCACGCUUAUCACAAGAUGUAUAUACAUUAAGUACAAUUACGCUUCCGAACGCGCUUAAGGAAAUCCGAGACACCCAAGCAACUGUAUUGACACAGCUUGCUCAAGAGGUCCGCUCUCUUCGCCAGUUGCAAGGAAAAACCGAAGGCCAUAAUUCUUCAGAGUUAUCUUCUACAUCCCCAGCCAGUUCCGAACCAUUAGAUGCCAAAGGCAGUGCUCCUGAUGCUGCUGCUACAGCAACUCUUCAACCUGUUUUUAAAAACAAAAUACCUCAUGCCAUUCCUCCUUGGCAGGCAGCUAUGCAUGCUCAAACUUCAAAGACUAUCCAAGAAUCGGCAGGGGAAACGAAACAACAAACUGAGAAUGAGGAUAUAUAAAUUACUUCUACUCUAAUAACAUAAAACGAAAGUCGGCGCUGGGUUUGUCAUUUGCGUGGGAAUGUCAA
Schizosaccharomyces japonicus yFS275 is the source of this 1093-nucleotide messenger RNA. RefSeq names its product peroxisomal docking protein Pex14. The record is from RefSeq and is a predicted model, not a curated record. The coding region runs from base 144 to 1025 and encodes 293 amino acids. Gene Ontology annotation, biological process: protein import into peroxisome matrix, docking. The transcript has 2 exons. Lineage: Eukaryota; Fungi; Ascomycota; Schizosaccharomycetes; Schizosaccharomycetales; Schizosaccharomycetaceae. Gene Ontology annotation, cellular component: peroxisome; peroxisomal membrane.